Molecule: messenger RNA, 4932 nt
Organism: Haliotis rufescens (red abalone)
Lineage: Eukaryota; Metazoa; Mollusca; Gastropoda; Lepetellida; Haliotidae
Product: zinc finger protein 665-like
Exons: 2
Coding region: 889-2226 (445 amino acids)
Biological process (GO): regulation of transcription by RNA polymerase II
Cellular component (GO): nucleus
Molecular function (GO): DNA-binding transcription factor activity, RNA polymerase II-specific; RNA polymerase II transcription regulatory region sequence-specific DNA binding
Source: RefSeq, a predicted model, not a curated record
GCUUAAGUGGUGUUAAUGCUUAGUCACCACUGCGCCGUGUUAAGCUGGGCCCCGUCUUUGAUAUCACAAUCUAGGCGCAAGUUACUUCCCAGUUGUUUACCCGAAAGAGUCAUUUCUCGACGAGUGAACACAAUGACAUCCACAAGUUGAUAAUGGAAGUACAAAGCCAUCCACAGAAUCCUGGCUCUGUUACAGAAACGUGUGUUUUGCUUGAACGUUGGAACAGGUGAUCUCAAGACUCACAACGAUUGUGACAGCAAAGCAGCAGAGUGUGGGAUAUAUAUAUAAGAUGUCAGUGGCACAGUGGCGUCUUGCUGUAAAGUGAAGUGAGUGUGGGAAAGAAUUUGUACAGGCAAGUUGAGGAAACACAUUAAAUGUCAUGUUGGAGUCAGACCUUAUCAGCGUAGUGAGUGUGGGAAAGAAUUCACAGAAAAUGGCCAUCUGAAAUGACACAUGAAGACACAUGAAAGUGGUCACAGUGAUGUGAAUGGGAAACCUAAUUAGUGUGGUGAAUGUUGGAAAGUGUUCAUGAGAUAAGUACAUUACAGACACAGUGGUCACAGUGGAAAGUAUUUAAGACAUCAAGGAGCAUGAAGACCCACCAUUAGACUCUUCACUUUGGAAUCAAGCCUUUUAAGUGUGCUGAAUGUGGGAAAACAUUUUCACUAAGAUGUUCUCUGAAGACACACAUCCUGAGUCAAAGUAGAGUGAAGCCUUUUAAGUGUGCUGAAUGUGGGAAAGCAUUUACUCUAAAAGGUACACUGAAGACACACAUUUUGCUUCACAGUGGCAUCAAGCCAUGUAAGUGUGCUGAAUGUUGAAAAGAGUUUGCACCAGCAAGUGGCCUGCAGUCUCACAUGCUGUCUAAGUGGACUCAAGCCUUUUAACAUGUUUAAGUGUGAUGAGUGCGGGAAGACAUUUACACUAAGAAGAUAUCUGAAGAAACACAUAAAGCUUCACAGUGGAAUCAAGCCUUUUAAGUGUGGCGAAUGUGGCAAAGAGUUGGCACAAGCAAGUAACCUGCAGCAACACAUGAGGGUUCACAGUGGAAUCAAGCCUUUUAAGUGUGGUGAGUGCGGGAAGACAUUUGCACAAAGUUACAAUCUAAAGACACACACGAGGCUUCACAGUCGUAGCAAGUCUUUUCAGUGUGCUAAAUGUGGCAAAGAGUUUGUGAAAGCAGGUAACCUGCAAACGCAUAUGAGGAUUUACUGUGGGAUCAAGCCUUUUAAGUGUGCUGAAUGUGGCAAAGAUUUUGCACGGGCAAGUGGCCUUCAGGCGCACAUGUGUAGUCACCAUGGACUCAAGCCUUAUCUGUGUGAUAAGUGCGGGAAAACAUUUCCACAAAAAAGUUAUCUGAAGAUACACAUGAAGAUUCACAAUGGUAUCAAGCCUUUAAAGUGUGCUGAUUGUGGGAAAAAGUUUGCACACGCUGAUCGCCUGCUUUCUCAUAUGAGUAAUCACAGAGGACUCAAGACUUUUGAGUGUGGUGAAUGUGGGAAAGAGUUUGCACAAGCAUAUAAACUGCAGAUACACAUGAUGCUUCACAGUGGUAUCAAGCCUUUUGAGUGUGCUGAAUGUGGCAAAAAGUUUGCACAAGCAGGUGGCCUGCAAGCCCACAUGAGGAUUCACAGUGGAAUCAAGCCUUUUAAGUGUGCUGAAUGUGGGAAAGAUUUUGUACAAGCAUAUAGCCUGAAGACACACAUGAGGGUUCACAGUGGUGUCAAGCCUUUUAAAUGUGCUGAAUGUGGGAAAGGGUAUGCACAAUCAGGUCACCUGCAGAGGCACAUGAUUAGUCACAGUGGAAUCAAGCCUUUUAAGUGUGCUGAAUGCGGCAAAGGGUAUGCACAAUCAAGUACCCUGCAGACACACAUGAGGCUUCACAGUGGAAUCAAAGCCUUUAAGUGUGAUGAAUGUGGGAGAGAGUUUGCACAAGCUGGUCACCUGCAGAGGCACAUGGCGAGUCACAGUGGACUCAAGCCUUAUCUGUGUGAUGACUGCGGGAAAACAUUUACACAAAGAAUCGACCUGAAGAUACACAUGAGGAUUCACAAUGGUAUCAAGCCUUUUAAGUGUGCUGAAUGUGGGAAAGAGUUUGCACGAAAACGCAAUCUGCAGUCUCACAUGAUUAAUCACACUGGAGUGAAGCCUUACCUGUGUAAGGAGUGCAGGAAAUCGUUUACUCGAAUAGAUACCUUUAAGACACACUUGAAGAUUCACAGUUGAAUCAAGCCAUUUACCAUGUUUACAUUUGAUUUAGGUGUGGUGAUUUCGGGAAAGAGUUUACAGAAGCAGGGAACCUGCAGUCUCACUUGAGGUCUCACUAUGAACUCAAGCCUUACCUGUGUAAGGAGUGCAGGAAAUCGUAUACUCGAAUAGAUACCUUUAAGACACACUUGAAGAUUCACAGUUGAAUCAAGCCAUUUACCAUGUUUACAUUUGAUUUAGGUGUGGUGAUUUCGGGAAAGAGUUUACAGAAGCAGGUAACCUGCAGUCUCACUUGAGGUCUCAUGGUGAACUCAAGCCUCACCUGUGUGAGGAGUGCAGGAAAUCGUUUACUCAAAUAGAUACUCUUAAGACACGCUUUUAAGAUUCAUAGUUGAAUCAAGCCAUUAAGGUGUGGUGAUUUUGGGAAAGAGUUUACAGAAGCAGGUAACCUGCAGUCUCACUUGAGGUCUCAUGGUGAACUCAAGCCUCACCUGUGUGAGGAGUGCAGGAAAUCGUUUACUCAAAUAGAUACUCUUAAGACACGCUUUUAAGAUUCAUAGUUGAAUCAAGCCAUUAAGGUGUGGUGAUUUUGGGAAAGAGUUUACAGAAGCAGGUAACCUGCAGUCUCACUUGAGGUCUCAUGGUGAACUCAAGCCUCACCUGUGUGAGGAGUGCAGGAAAUCGUUUACUCAAAUAGAUACUCUUAAGACACGCUUUUAAGAUUCAUAGUUGAAUCAAGCCAUUAAGGUGUGGUGAUUUUGGGAAAGAGUUUACAGAAGCAGGUAACCUGCAGUCUCACUUGAGGUCUCAUGGUGAACUCAAGCCUCACCUGUGUGAGGAGUGCAGGAAAUCGUUUACUCAAAUAGAUACUCUUAAGACACGCUUUUAAGAUUCAUAGUUGAAUCAAGCCAUUAAGGUGUGGUGAUUUUGGGAAAGAGUUUACAGAAGCAGGUAACCUGCAGUCUCACUUGAGGUCUCAUGGUGAACUCAAGCCUCACCUGUGUGAGGAGUGCAGGAAAUCGUUUACUCAAAUAGAUACUCUUAAGACACGCUUUUAAGAUUCAUAGUUGAAUCAAGCCAUUAAGGUGUGGUGAUUUUGGGAAAGAGUUUACAGAAGCAGGUAACCUGCAGUCUCACUUGAGGUCUCAUGGUGAACUCAAGCCUCACCUGUGUGAGGAGUGCAGGAAAUCGUUUACUCAAAUAGAUACUCGUAAGACACGCUUUUAAGAUGCACAGUUGAAUCAAGCCAUUUAGGUGUGGUGUUUCCGGGAAAGAGUUUACAGAAGUGGGUAACCUGCAGUCUCACGUUGAACUGAAGCCUUAUCAGUGUGAGGAGUGUGGGGAAGCAUUUACACAUGCAUGUCACCUGCGGACCCACAUGAGGAUUCACAGUGGAAUCAAACCUUUUAAGUGUGUACUAUAUCCUCCAGUGGUCAGAAUGUGCUCGGAUCUGAGCAGAGAUUGUGGAGUUUCAAGUUACUACAUUACAUUCCAUUUACAGGCUCUCUGCUGGUCCUUACCAGGACCGUGCCCCAUGGUGACAGCUAAUGAUUAAUUACCACCAGAUGUCUCUAGCAGAUGAUGCAUUUCAAUUGUAAAUAGCGAGAAACAAAACCAACACAAAUAUAUCUACUCAUAUUUUAAUAAUAAAUGUGUAUGAGUAAAAAAUGUAACAUCAAAAUUGUAACUACAAAAUGUUUUUUCUCCCUAAAUUUUGUCUGAUUUCUAACUAUGAUUAACUUAUAAAGCUUACACAACUCAACAAAUGUCAUUCUUAAACAUCAACUGUAAAUAACUCAAAACAUUGUGUGUGUGUGUGUGUGUGUGUGUGUCUGUGUGUGUGUGUGUGUGUGUGUGUAUAUAUAUAUAUAUAUUAGUAGAAUAAUGUCACUGUUUCUCGAUGAAAUGAUACGCAAGAAAUAUCUUAUUUAUCGCAUAUCUAGGUAUGCUACCACUGAUUCCCUCAGUCUCAAUAAGAUAAAAAAGAAUAAUGCUGUAUGUACAUGAUCUGAUUAUUAUACCGAAUCAAAACUAACAUGGUUACUAAAAACAAUUCCAAAAAUGUUAGUUGUCAGUAUGCAAGAAACAUCAGGAAUGAAUGUAAAAAUGUCAUGUCACACCCUGUGCACAAAUAGUAAUAUGAUUUUGUGCUUGAGUAAUCAUAGUCCAUGUCCGAAGUCAUAUAGUCAUUGAUAUUGUUGCAUCUUCAAUUCCAAUCUCUGGUUUCUGGUUCUGCAUGAGAUAGCCAUUUCUUAGUGACAGAUGUCUCUACUUCCUGAAAACAUAGGUACAUCAUAUUAUUUGUCAAAAUUUGUAUUUACAGAGAAUUUCCAUGACAUGUUUAAAAUGAAAAAUAUUGAUUGACAUGUAAAGGUUUUUAAAGUAUUUUUAUGCAUAGUCUUUUACAAUAACACUGUAUCCCUAAUAACUGUGUCAAGCCGAAGACCCGGGUUCGAUUUCCCAUUCCUUGUGAUAAAGCUGGAAUAUUGCUAAAAGCGGCGUAAAACCAUAUUCACUCACUUACUCACCUAAUAAAUGUGUCAAUAUUCAGUUUAAAUGAACAAGGGAAUGACUGAUUGUCACAAAGAAUAUAACUGUUUGUUACAAACAUGCACAUAUGCACACAUGCACGUCUCCUCCGAUGAAUUAUUAUAUAAAAAAGAUACAUAAUAUUUAAAGCAGAACAGACAUCGCCAUUUACCAUACGGUGUGAUCGAGCAGUAU